AUGGAAGAAGAGGAGUCUAGAGGGCAAAAUGUUUCAUACAAUGAUACAAGUGAUGCUGAUGACAGUUUUGAUGACAUGUUUACGGAGAAUUUGGAAGACAGCCAAUGGCUUCAGAAAGUCAAAUUGGUAAUGACCAGCAAACACACAGAGAGACUGGAGGCCAAAGUGAGAAACAUUAAAUUAUAUGGCUCCUCCUUUCAUUGCCUGAAACCUAAAAGCUGGAUAACUGAUGAGGUUAUUGAUGCAUAUUUGAGCUGUGUAGUUGAGAAAGCAGAUGGAAAGGUAGAAGCCAUCUCAGCAGUAGUUUCCACUGUCAUUCUCUCAGGAAGAGCUACUCAAAUGAAAGUGAAGAGUGAAUUACUUCAAAAUGAUAUAUUAUUGCUUCCUUACCACACACCAGGUCAUUGGGUUAUUGCGAUAGCCUUGAUGGAAAAAAAGGAAUUGUUAAUAAUUGACCCCUUGUGUGAUGAGAUCAGAUAUGAAAGGACAUGCCUGAGGAAUUGGAGAAACUUCAUAAAACGAUUAACUAGUAAAUCCUCAUCUGAUUGGAACAGUAAAAUUGUUCCGCAUCCAAGACAAAGUGAUGGCCACAACUGCGGACCACUCAUCUUAAAGUUUGCAGAAACGUAUUUGCAGCACAAAGACUUCAGUCUUGGUAGAAACAACCCAAGGGGCUACUACUGCAUUUAG
Molecule: messenger RNA, 690 nt
Organism: Mauremys reevesii (Reeves's turtle)
Lineage: Eukaryota; Metazoa; Chordata; Testudines; Geoemydidae
Product: putative ubiquitin-like-specific protease 1B
Exons: 8
Coding region: 1-690 (229 amino acids)
Biological process (GO): proteolysis
Molecular function (GO): cysteine-type peptidase activity
Source: RefSeq, a predicted model, not a curated record